UCGUUGCCGUAGUACCACACCUGCCAGGAAAGAAUUUUGUUUCUAGGAAACCGAGCUUUUUCAUUUUCUCUGUUCAAGCAGUUAUACUUUGAUGCUGGUCGGAUACAAAAACGUAAGAAAGGGGAGAUUGGAACAUUCUCCUUAUGCUUCUGCAGCUGGUGACGCAAAUGUUUCCCAUUUCCGUCCCAACUUCUUCUAAAUAUAAAGUCAGGUGACAAUCCAGCUGCCUCCAUGUAAAACACCCGGGGCCACAGAAUGCUGCAGCCCACAUCUCUCCGUGCAUUUGAAGCCCAACAGGAAAAGGUCUUAUGAACUAAUACAUUCGAAGAGCACCGAAGACAGUCGAAAAAGCGAUUAACUGACUCGAGCAGUCACGUCGAACAUGCCGAAGCCACAAACAGUGAUGUGCUACAUUUGUGGGAAGGAGUUCAGUUCACACUCCCUCAAUGUUCACGAACGACAGUGUGCUAAAAGAUGGGAAAUGACGAAACAGAAAGAAAAAGAGGAUGCCAAGCAACAGCAGAUGAGAAAAUCUUCGCACGAGUCUCGUAAGCGACGAGUCUUACCCAACGUGCCGACUAUGGACAGACAACAAAGUUUGAGUUUAGACGACAUAAGAGGUUCUUCAUCAAGAAGAGCAUCGCAAACCCGACUCAAUGCUGUUACAAUUAGGGAACAUGGGCAAAGAUUACUUCAAGAGCGCUCUAAAUCAAUAGCCACUACAACACCACUGUUAAAGCCAGAAUCCUCUCUAGGAGAUAUUUCAGAUUCCUCUUCUGAACAGGACACUCUUGGGAAAUUAGAAGUUCAGUCACACUCUUCCACAGAGCAAACCACAUCAGAUGACGACGACGUUGACAAGAGUAGCAAGGCGACAGGUACUGUGUCUGAACUAAACGGGCAACAGAUGGACUUUCCUUUUUCAAGACCAGGGACAGUUACUCUUAAUAGAAAGCAUCUGACAUCUAAUUCACCUAGGAGGGAAGGCUCAAUAGAAUCACUAUCAUCAGACUCACAGGAAACUGACAGUGUGAAAGGGACACCUUUGGCCAAAGCAAGAUUCUUUUCUUCUAGUAACCCCAAUUUGAUGGUUUGUUACAUCUGUGGACGUGAAUAUGGAUCUAAGUCCUUGAAAAUUCAUGAGCCUCAGUGUCUGAAGAAAUGGCGUCUAGCCAAUCCAAAGCGUUCUCGCAGCCCUUGUGGUCGUCAAAAUGGGCUCAGUAAGGCUAACUCAGUUUCUUCCCUUACAAGUCAAGACAUUGCUAUCCUUGAUGAUCAGCAAGUUAUAAUGACCUCAAUGUCAUUACCACAUCAGAAACUAGAGAAACAACGCUCUGCUUCAUGUGAGAAUCUCAUUGCUACUACCAGUAGGAGACCAUCCCGAGGCAACAUUCAAGUAUCAAAGAUGGUUCUUUGCUACAUUUGUGGUAAACAAUUUACUUCCCACUCCUUACCAAUCCACGAAAAACAAUGUUUGAAGAAAUGGGAGGCACAGAAAAAGGUUGAUGCUACUGAAAAGUUAAAGAAAGAGUUACAGUCUAAGAAAAGGAACUCUAUUCACUUGCCUGUUACAAUUAAAAUUGAUCAUGUUGAGGAAAAUAACAACAAAAAGACACCAUCAUCCAAAAGAAGUGGAAGUUAUGGGGAUCUCUUAUCCCCAGAGCAGGCUACACUAGAUUAUGAUUCUGACACAGCAGACCAGGUACAAGAUCAGGAAAGCUUUAAACCAAGUAAACCAGCCUUGGUUGUAUGUUAUCUUUGUGGCCGUGAGUAUGGAUCUGCUUCAAUUUCUAUUCAUGAGAAACAGUGUUUAAAAAAGUGGCAGACAAGUGAAGCAAGAAAAGCACACGAGAAGUCAAAAUCAGCAAAAGAGAAAAAACUAACUGGCUCAAGACAAAAACCAAAAUCAUUUGUAUUUUAAUCCCAAGUUGAACUGUCAAAUUUAAAAUUAGACACAACCUGUAAAGAGAGACACCCAGUCACCUAGGUGCAAGCUGAUGGGCAUGAUCAAUUCAGGGAUGAUUGUUGCCUUUCUGUUUUAAUCUUAUUGUAGUUUACGUUAUCAACCCUCUGAACAACCAGGGCCAAUUUUAUGCCUUUGGCUUUCUAAUAAGGCUCUUGCUUGCCAUAUAAGUUUUUUUAAAGAUCUUUCUGCUAAUACAUGAAAGUUUUUAAUUUUAUUGAAUUAUAUUUCAGAUUGCCUUUGCUGUAACCAAAUUCCAUUGAAGUUAUUUAAUUGUCAAUUGUUUAUUUUCAAUACUCUUUGCUUUAAACAUGGCAAGGAGUUUUGUGGGUUUAUUCAAGCACACAGUACAAAUUUGCUGAA
Molecule: messenger RNA, 2326 nt
Organism: Stylophora pistillata
Lineage: Eukaryota; Metazoa; Cnidaria; Anthozoa; Scleractinia; Pocilloporidae
Product: zinc finger protein 474
Source: RefSeq, a predicted model, not a curated record